UCAGCUCCCGGGACCCGCAGCCAUGGCCGACAUCAAGACUGGCAUCUUCGCCAAGAACGUCCAGAAGCGACUCAACCGCGCACAGGAAAAGGUCCUCCAGAAGCUGGGGAAAGCUGAUGAGACAAAAGACGAACAGUUUGAAGAGUAUGUCCAGAACUUCAAACGGCAAGAGGCAGAGGGUACCAGACUUCAGCGAGAACUCCGAGGAUAUUUAGCAGCAAUCAAAGGCAUGCAAGAAGCCUCCAUGAAGCUCACUGAGUCACUGCAUGAAGUCUAUGAGCCAGAUUGGUAUGGGCGGGAAGAUGUGAAAAUGGUUGGCGAGAAAUGUGAUGUGCUAUGGGAAGACUUCCAUCAAAAACUAGUGGAUGGGUCCUUGCUGACACUGGAUACCUACCUGGGCCAAUUUCCUGACAUAAAGAAUCGCAUUGCUAAGCGCAGCAGAAAACUGGUGGACUAUGACAGUGCCCGCCACCACCUAGAAGCCCUGCAGAGCUCCAAAAGGAAGGAUGAGAGCCGGAUCUCUAAGGCAGAAGAGGAAUUUCAAAAAGCACAGAAAGUGUUUGAGGAGUUUAAUGUUGACUUACAAGAAGAGUUACCAUCAUUAUGGUCAAGACGAGUUGGAUUUUAUGUUAAUACUUUCAAAAAUGUCUCCAGCCUUGAGGCCAAGUUUCACAAGGAAAUUGCAGUGCUCUGCCACAAAUUGUAUGAAGUGAUGACAAAAUUGGGCGACCAGCACGCUGACAAGGCCUUCACCAUCCAAGGAGCUCCCAGUGAUUCAGGUCCUCUCCGCAUUGCAAAGACACCAUCACCACCGGAGGAGGCUUCACCCUUGCCAAGCCCCACAGCCAGUCCCAAUCAUACACUAGCGCCUGCGUCCCCUGUACCAGCACGGCCCAGGUCGCCUUCACAGACAAGAAAAGGACCUCCUGUCCCACCUCUGCCUAAAGUCACCCCAACAAAGGAUCUGCAGCAGGAGAAUAUCAUCAACUUCUUUGAGGACAACUUUGUUCCCGAAAUCAGUGUGACAACACCUUCCCAGAAUGAAGUCCCUGAGGUGAAGAAAGAGGAGACUUUACUGGAUUUGGACUUUGACCCUUUCAAGCCUGAGGUGGUAUCUGCGGGUUCUGCUGGAGUGACCCAUUCACCCAUGUCUCAGACAUUACCCUGGGACUUAUGGACGACAAGCACUGAUUUGGUACAACCGGCUUCCGGUGGUUCAUUUAAUGGAUUUACCCAGCCCCAGGAUACUUCAUUAUUUACAAUACAGACAGAUCAGAGUAUGAUUGGCAGCUUGGCUGAAUCUGAACAGGUUCCACCCUCAGAGCCAAAAGCAGAGGAACCUCCUGCUGCUGCUGCACCUGUUGUCGGGCUGGACCUUGGACUGGAAACUAGGGCUGAGGAGCCAGUGGAGGAGGCAGUGAUUAUCCCUGGAACUGAUGCGGAUGUGGCUGCAGGAACCACCUUACCAGCAGAGGGGGCCCUGGUAGAGGAAGCAGAGGCAGAGAAGGUAGCUCUCCCUGCAGAAGAGGGAGGAAGUCUAGAGGAGGCCAAAACUGAUACUGAACCCACAGAGGUUACAGACAAGGACAGACCUCAACCAACAGAGACAGAAGCAGCAGUGCCUCAGGAGAAGGUCAUCCCUUCUGUUGUCAUUGAGCCCGCCUCCAACAACGAAGGGGAAGGAGAACAUGAAAUGACCCUGGGUGCAGAGACUAAGGAGGCCACUGAGGAUGUGGCUCCUCUGGGCCCUACCAGUGAGACGCCAGAGCUGGCCACAGAACAGAAGCCCCCAGAGGACUCUCAAGCCCUGCCUUCCGCACCAGCGGGUGCUACUGAUCAAUUUGCAGGAGAGGCCUCUCCAGAAGUGCCUCCUGGCUUUCUCUACAAGGUGGAAACACUACAUGAUUUUGAGGCAGCAAAUUCAGAUGAACUUACCCUACAAAGGGGUGACGUGGUGCUGGUGGUCCCUUCGGAUUCAGAAGCUGAUCAGGAUGCAGGCUGGCUGGUGGGAGUGAAGGAGUCAGACUGGCUGCAGUACAGAGACCUGGCCACCUACAAAGGCCUCUUUCCAGAGAACUUCACUCGACGCCUGGAGUAA
Marmota flaviventris (yellow-bellied marmot) is the source of this 2098-nucleotide messenger RNA. It is a transcript of the gene Amph, whose product is annotated as amphiphysin. Gene Ontology annotation, biological process: synaptic vesicle endocytosis. Gene Ontology annotation, cellular component: synaptic vesicle; plasma membrane; cytoplasm. Lineage: Eukaryota; Metazoa; Chordata; Mammalia; Rodentia; Sciuridae. Gene Ontology annotation, molecular function: protein binding; phospholipid binding. The record is from RefSeq and is a predicted model, not a curated record.